UGUCAAGCCAUGACGUUUGUUUGGCGUGCAUUUUUUUAUCAUGUUUGGGCGAUAUUUUAGUGAUAAAAUUAUUCCACAAAGAUUUUAACAAUUGUAUUUUGUUUUUACACUGUGAAUUUUGCUAGAAAUAUGUCGGUACACUGGAGUUCAGAGAUAAUGAAGUGGGAGUACCGGGAGUUGCAAGCCACGGCGAUGUCUGUAGAUUACUCGGGGAACAACGUGCUGUUGGCAGGCAGAAGGUCGCUAGCUAUCAAGCAGAUAAACCUGGAGGAGGACGCCGGGGACAUAGUGAAGAAAUAUCCUCGCCACAGCAAGUACGACGCAGCGGGUGCCGAGUGGUGCCAAUCGUAUCACGGACAGAAGCUGUGUGCUAUUGCGAGCAACCAAAGAGUGGAUGUAUAUGAAUGGCGAGGGAGUAAUGAACUAACUUGUGUUACAUCACUCCGUGGGCACACAAGAGUUGUAAGCGACACUCAUUUCCACAGACAAGAUCACAACCUGAUUGCAACAUGUUCUAUAGACACAUUCACCCAUCUUUGGGAUUUGAGAGAUGCAAGAAAACCAGUUCUUUCAUUAUGUGCUGUUGCUGGAGCUUCUCAAGUACAAUGGAAUAAAGUAGCUGCACACAUAGUUGCCACAGCCCAUGAUGGUGACAUAAAGAUCUGGGACUACAGAAAACAUACUGCCCCUAUACAAUACAUUUCUGCACAUUUAUGUAAAAUCCAUGGAGUUGACUGGAGUCCUCAUCAUGAAUACCAAUUGGUCACCUCCAGUCAUGACGGCAGUAUAAAGUUCUUUGACAUCAACAAUGCCAGGAGACCAGAAAAUGUUAUAAUGACCAACUUUCCUGUUUGGCGCGCAAUUUAUACACCAUUUGGAAGUGGUCUGUUGACUAUAGGAGUUGGCUGGGGAGGUUUGCCAAGAGUGGAACAAGCAGGAGUUAUUGGCAUAUGGGUGAAUGGGGCUCUCUCUCAUAGACUAGUAGGACACACUGACACAGUGCAAACAAUGGUUUGGAGACCAAACACUUCACCAUCCAACUAUCAGCUGGUCACAUGGGGCCGAGAUCAAACACUUAGGGUGUGGUCUAUGCACCCAUCUCUCUUGAAAAUGUGCAACCACUAUUUACCUGAUGAUACUGAGUAUGAUGAUGAUAAUAACAGUGACACUGUAAGUUAUGCAUCUACUGCUGGUUCCACGAAUGACCUCUCUGUAACUGAUAAUAAGGAAACAAAUAAAGAGUCCCACAAAAGUACUACCUCUAUUGAUGAAGAAUUCGAAUCUAUCCGUGAGAUGGCUAACAUUGAAGUUACUGAUAUAAACAUUGAUACCAGAACAUGUCAAAUCCAUUCAGAGAAAAAUGGAUACACUGCCAACUUACAAGUCAUGUUCCCUAGAAAUGUAACUGAAAAAACCAUACCAAAGUUUUCCUGGUUAUCUGGAACCAAUGUCGAUAGCACAACAACUAUCAAAAUACUUCAGGCUAUCAACAGGACUGCUUUCCGUAAGAAAAAAGAGGGCCGCAGAUGUCUAUUGCACUGUUUGAAGACAUUAGCAACAUCUGUGGAUGAGAUCCCAGUAAAAACAAGUGACGACUCAGACUCGAUGAAGUCCAGUCAAAGGAGUCAGUCGGAGAGCGAAAACGCAGGCGACUCGUGUAUACCGUUUCCUCGAACGUGUGGUGCUAAGUGGUGUGGCGUAGAUACUCUGGUCGUGUUCAACCGACCGACGAACGCUCGUCGACUGUCGCUGAAGCAUGAAGCGGGAACUCCUAGAUCGAUGUCGUCUCUUUCGCUCACGCCAGCGCUGUUCGGGACGGGGUAUAGUUCCGUGUCCCCUCACGCGACAACUACGCCGUCCCCCACCAACGCUCCCGGCUUCCCGCAGUUGCAUCACAGACAUCCGUCCAACUCUAUCACGACGUUUUAUUUUCAAGACAGAUGGAAGGCCCAAGGUCGCCGCGCAGGCAGUAUGCGCAGCCGCGGCAGUAUAUCGGGCAUCGGAUCACCUCGCGUCGUCCUCUACUCUGCCACUAGUCUGUUUCUCCUCAAUAGAAGCCUCGCUGAAAAAUACGUCAUCAACGCUGAAAAUCCUGUUGACAUGUGCGAGAAGAACGCGAAAGUAUGCUCGGAAGAAGGCGAAUCAGAACUUGCACACGCGUGGGGUUUAGCGGCGCUGACGGCGCGGUCGCUGCGUGCGCGCAUCGUGGAUCACUUGGCCUCUAGCGAGGAGAGCAUGGGCUGGGUCGGCCACCCGCUGUGCUGCAGCCUGCUGCAGUCCUUAAUCUCUCACUACGCCAAGUCAUCUGAUCUCCAAAUGGCAGCCAUGCUAGCUUGCGCCUUUUCCGUGUUUAACGACACAGGAAAUUCUAGCUCACAAUCUACCAUCAGUACCUCAAGUUGUGGAAACAACAACACAUCACCGUAUAGUACAGUAAAUCAAUAUAGUGAAAUCAGUGCAGAUGGUUGGACGCUACCUAUUGUACUUAGAAGUAAUUCGUGUUCAGAAGCUGAGAAUUUCUACACAGAUUCAACAGUUUCAAAGUCGGAGAAAACUUCGUCUUGCGUAUUGGACGAAGUCACAGUACAUCUUUAUCACUGUUUCAAGCGCGCAUAUGCCGAUAUUCUACAUCGUUGGCAGUUGUUGUACAGAAAAACAGAGGUGAUGAAGCUAGUCAGAUGCAAGCACGAGUCGGCCUCCGCGCGGCCGCCUGGCCCGUCCCUAGCGGCGGAAUGUGGCUGGUGCGGCCGCCUGGCUAAGGGCGCCGCUUGCACUAGUUGCGGCCGAGUAGCGCUGAGAUGUGCUGUGUGUACACUUGGAGUACGAGGACUGGCCUGCGCUUGCGCUUAUUGUGGACAUGCGGGCCAUGCUGCUCAUAUGAUGAAGUGGUUCUCGGAGCGCGACACGUGUCCCACCGGCUGCGGUUGCAAGUGCCUCAUAGAAGGGAAUAACAUGUGGAAAGGUGUCAAGUACGUGUGACAAAGAAGCUAUAUUGUUAUUAGGAUAAGUUAUUCUUCGAUUUUGUACAUUUAAUUAUUUGAAGACUGCGAAUUUGUAAACAUUUUAAAUAAAUAGGUAAAGUCGUUUUAUCUCAGAAUUUUAUUUAACAAACAUUUUAUGUUACAUCUUAUAAACAAACAAAAUGGAAGGUGCUCAUGAAUAUAGAAGAUUACGUGAGUUUGAAAAUUGUAAUAGGUAUAUUUUGCCUAAUUAUGCUUUACCUUCAGUCUCUUUGAAGCAUUUACAAACAGAGAAAAAGCGGUCAAUUUAAUAAGUCAAUUAAUUUUCUAGUCGCUUGUACCUUUGGGUUAAUAAUAUUCAAAGUGCUGAUGCUAGUAUCUUAUAAAAAAUUAUGAGAUCUUGUAAAUAAUGUACUUCAAUGUUACAUUUAUAAAUCAAUGUAUACUAGCAUCAGCCUUUGUAAAUGUGUUGCAUAAUAUCUAAAUAUACAUUACACUUUUAUUACAGAACUUUUAUUUGGAUAUUAGAUUAUCGUUUUAAUCUUUAUCUAAUAAGAUAGAUUCAUUGUUUAGUGAAAAAUUACAUUUAUAUACAAUUACAAUUUAGUAUUUUGCUAAUCACAUCAUCACGCGUGACAAAAGCGCCCAAAUUCCUUGCCCUGACCCCAAAACUCACCUUUACUUGUAACCGUAACUGCCUCUUAUUAACCGUCAGCCACACAAUAGUAAUAAAGUAACCACACACGUAACUUGAAUGUA
This is a messenger RNA of Ostrinia furnacalis (Asian corn borer), 3719 nucleotides long. It is a transcript of the gene Wdr59, whose product is annotated as WD repeat domain 59. Gene Ontology annotation, biological process: cellular response to amino acid starvation; positive regulation of TORC1 signaling. Gene Ontology annotation, molecular function: signaling adaptor activity; protein binding. The transcript is spliced from 12 exons. Lineage: Eukaryota; Metazoa; Arthropoda; Insecta; Lepidoptera; Crambidae. The record is from RefSeq and is a predicted model, not a curated record. Gene Ontology annotation, cellular component: Seh1-associated complex; vacuolar membrane. The coding region runs from base 130 to 2979 and encodes 949 amino acids.